Molecule: messenger RNA, 4437 nt
Organism: Closterium sp. NIES-65
Lineage: Eukaryota; Viridiplantae; Streptophyta; Zygnematophyceae; Desmidiales; Closteriaceae
Source: the annotation of a GenBank genome assembly
AUGUGGGUCUGGAAUUCUUCGCCGUCCAACCAGCGCGAUUCGCGGCAGCAACGAUGCUGCGUGCUGCGGCCGCCGCAGUUCUCGCGCGCCGCUGGUCAGCGCGGCCUGCUUUUCUCCGCAGCGCUCGCGCUUGCGUUCGUGGCGGCGUGCCACGUGGACACAGCGGAAGCAGGCGCCUUUAAAGCCACGGACGAGUUCAAGCCGCCAUGCGGGCUCAUGACAACCCCAGGAGCCAAGGUUCUUUCAAUUCCUCCCGCCUUUCUUUGUCUUUCGCCUACUGUCUCCGAAUUUUGUCCCCGCUUCCCCCCUCUUCCCCCGCUUCCCCUGCUUCCCCCGCUUCCCCACCUUCCGCCUCCGCAGGCUGGAGGCGAUGGAGCGAUUGGCACACGUGCUUUGAGGCGCCUCAAGAGUCUUCCCCGCCUUCCCCACCUUCCCCGCUUUCCCCGCCUUUUCCGCCUUCCCCGCCUUUUCCGCCUUUCUCCCCUUCCGCCUCCGCAGGCUGGAGGCGGUGGAGCGAUUGGCGCACGUGGGGAGGCAAGACGCGCUUCCUGGGCGUGCCGGGGCGGGGUUUCUUUUUCAGGCGCGCUAUUCCUCCGAGGCUUGUUCUUUCCCGUUCCCGUUUUCAGGGUGGAAGCGGUGGAGCGAUUGGCGCACGUGGGGCGGUCCGAUGCGCUUCCUGGGCGUGCCGGGGCGCGGGCUGCGGAAAUGGGUGGACGUCACAAUCCCGGCUGGCUCAAGGUGCUCGACUCGCCGUCGCUCCCGCGGAUCGACGUCAAAGCGCAUUUCGUCGUCGUGAUGGGCCGGCUAACGGCGGGCGAGCCGAGCCGCCAUUUCUCGAGCCGCCUCACCUUCACCCUCUUCCCCGGGAGCCGCAAGCCGUACAUGCUGUCGAAACUCGCGCCGGCGGAUGCGGCGAACCCGCGUGAUCUAGGGCACAAGGCGUUCAUCGUGGUGGGCGGCCAGGUGCAAUUCCACGGCAUGCCGGGCGGGCGGCAUUUGGCAAUGACGCAAUUAUUCAAAUCCCCUUGUCUCAUUUCUAUUUUCCCUCAGGUGGGCGGCCAGGCGCAAUUCCAUGGCAUGCCGGGCCGGGCGGCAGUUGGCAGCGAGCAGACACAAUUUUUCACGUGCAAUUCCAUGGCAUGCCGGGCCGGGCGGCAGCGACACCCCGACAACCCAUUUACCUACACGACUCCAUUCAAUAGAGGUGUUGUGCUGUCUCAUGUUGCUUCUCAGGUGGGCGGGCAGGUGCAAUUCCACGGCAUGCCGGGAGGCAGCAACACGCCCUCGUGGGUGCGGCUGAGUGAGACGGCCAACGCCGGCCAGCGUUACAUUCUCGUGGACGCUGACGUCAGCAAAUGGGCGGCGGGCAUGACGGUGGCUCUGGCCUCCACCAGUAACAACCUGAACGAGGCGGAACACCACCUGAUCGCCUCAGUUGCCGCUGACAUCAGCAAUCCUGGCGUUUUCCGCAUCAACCUGCAGACCCCCCUGAGGCACACCCACCAGGGGGAGGUGUUACCUGACGGGGGCACGGGCACCGUAGGAAUCUUCGGGGAAGUUGCGCUGCUGGACCGCCACGUCAGCAUCCAGGGGACGAAUGAGGCGGCGCCACAUCAGCUCGACGGGGGACACUUUAUAAUCUACAUGACCCCAACCAAGCAGACCCUGGAGGGUGUGCAGUUCAAAGGACUCGGAAAUCAGGGGACCCUGGGGAAAUACCCCGUGCACUUCCAUAUCUGCGGGCAGAACGGGCAGGAUCACGUGGUUCGGAAAAACGCCAUCGUGUUUACCAGACAGGUACGGCGAGUGAGAGGUUUGGGAAGCGAGACAGGUAUGGGAACUGGCAUGCGCAUUUCUUUCUUUCAACAAGCUGUUCCCCUCUUCUCUCCCUCUGUUGUUCACAUCCCCCUCAACACCCUCUCCCCCACCUUGCCACCUUCCUCCUCCAGCGAUCCAUGGUGCAUGGUGAUUCACGCCACGGGCAGCAUGAGGAUUGAAGACAACGUGGCGUACGAGACCAAGGGGCACUGCUAUUUGCUGGAGGAGGGAAGCGAGCUGAACAAUAACUUCAAGCGCAACCUUGGAAUCAACGCCAGAAAAGGUGAUUCCCCCCGCCAGCAGCAGCAAGCUGGACAAGCAGACAGGCUGACAGCGAGAGGGACCGACAGCUCGUAUUCCUGCUCCCAACCUUUCCCAACCGUUCUCUUUCUCCCACCCUCUCCCUCUCUCAUUGCAGUGGAGAAGGUGAUUCCCCCCGCCAGCAGCAGCAAGCUGGACAAGCAGACGGACAAACAGCCCACCACGUUCUGGCUCGGCACCCCCCACAGCAACUUCAUUGAUAACGUGGCUGCUGGCUCGGAAGAUUCUGGAUUCUGGCUAGAGGCCACCCCAUACAUGCGGGGUGUGUCGCGCCUGCUGCCUGCGAUCGGAGCCAUGAACCCCCUCGCGUACAACUGGGGCGAGUACUCGGGGAACGUUGCUCACAGCAACGUGUUUGGGUUUCGCACGUACCCUCACGGCUCGUAUGCGCGCUACCCUGUGUAUGACGAAGACCCUGCUCCCUUGAAGGACUUUCUGAUCUACCGCAACAAAGUGGGAAUGUUCUUUUUCAACAGCGAGCGCAUCGUGGUGCAGAACGGAAUCUUCCUGGAAAACGCCAUCGGCAUAGACCUGAGCCGCAACGUGAAGCUCUCAGCCUCUGGCUGCAAGUUCAUCGCUCGGGCCGCUGCUGCUGCUGCUGCUGCUGCUGCUACCACCACUGCUGCUGCUGGUGGUGCUACCACCACUGGUGCUACUACCAAGUUUAUGGGAAGCGCCAGCACCAGCGGCAGCAAUGGUAUCAGAACGCUCAGCAGCAGCACAGCUUCUGGAGCCGAUUUUGACGCAGAGUUGGCUUUAAUGAAAGGCCCGACCACACUCACCCAACCCGACAGCCUCUCCCUUGCUCUCGGGCCACUGGACGAGGUGUAUGGUGGUGCUGGCCCGACCACACUCACUCAACCCGACAGCCUCUCCCUUGCUCUCGGGCCACUGGACGACGUGUAUGGUGGUGCUGGUGAGUCACAUCACAUCAACCACCCUCACUCAACCUGCCAGUCUACCCUUGCUCUCGGGCCACUGGGAGGGUUGGCGAUGCACAGUGUUCCUGACUGUGCGGAUUUCACUCGGCCAGAAGAAGAGUUAUUUAAGGAGCUCAAGAGCAAGCCGGGAGCGCUGGCUCGGGUGAAGCAGCAACAGAGGGUGGGGCCGUUGCAGCGGGUGAUAGGGGACGGCAAGACAGGCAGUUUUGCCUCGCCUGUGGGGAUUGUCACGAUGCCAGCUAUGCCGUGCUCUGCUGCUCACACGGUCAUGCACAUUGGCACGUGUUGUUGCAAGCCAUUUGAUCCGUUCCCUCGCAUCUCCUCCCCUCCCCUCCCCCUCUCUCCCCCCAGCUUCUCAAGCUAUGGCGCCACAGACGAUGCCAGCUUUGCCGUGCUGCUCACAGCCAACCAUGCGGGGGGGUACUGGAACAGUGCUUUCUACGUCAAGUCCUCGGGCACGCCGCCCCGGGGGGGUCUGGUGGCGCGCUUCUACGCCAUCCGGGAUCUCGACGGGUCGCUCCUCGGCCAAUCAGGCUACGCCGUUGCCAACUACGAUCCGAUCCUGCCGCCCGCCGCCGUCCGGGCGGCAAAGUGCUCGUUGGACAGCGCACAGAACGUGUAUGCGUGCACGGACGUGUGCUAUCGGUCGGUGGGGAUUGGAUACCACGAGUGGGGGGUGCGACCCAACGGCAUGGCUGGGCUUCCGGCUUACGUGCUGAGACCAUACAGUUAUGUGGUGGUAACCAGGCUAGAGGACGGUGCUGUGUUCACGGACUAUGGCACCGACAAUGACAACCCCAACAACGGCCCGGCCGUGCCAACCAAGAAAGUCCGGCGCUACCUCACAUCCUCUCUCCUCGCUGGAUACACCUACAGCAUGAAAAUCGUGCCCGCGCCCACCAACCCGCUGUUCUACCCCGAGGGGGUCUUUGUGCGGUCGUACGACCAGGAGGGGUGUGCGGGGGCGGUGACGAUCAUCCUGGAGCCCAAGGACGCCAACACACAAUGGGUCACCAGCAUUCCCACCUUCCCAUGCUCCAAUCAGAACAGCAGCAUGAGCUACAAGCAGUACCAAUGCAUCGACGGACAGGCCAAGCUGGCAAUCCUGAUAGGGGAGAACAGCCACGGCAAUCAUGCCAUUGUCAACGCCACUUCUUCUGCCAGCCAGGCGUGCACAGAAGACACGCCUUGUUCCACCACGACCGCCACCACACCCUCCUCCACUCCCCAGGCCUCCCCCUACUCCUCCGACCCUCUCACUCCCAUGUCCACCUCCCCUCUGCCUUUCGCCCCCGCUCGCACAACGGCCGGCAACAUCGACCCUUUCUAUGACCCCGCGUUCUACGCUCCCUUGUAG